AUCGCAUCUGGUUCGGACGAUAAGACUGUGCAGAUGUGGGAUGCAGCGACAGGUCAGCUAUUGGGUGAGCCCUUGAAGGGGCAUACUGGAGGGGUUUUCUCAGUCUCGUUCUCACCAGAUGGUACUUGCAAUCGCGUCUGUCAAAGUGCAGCUAUUCGCCCAGCCAAGAGAUCCAGAUUCUUUCGCCUCUCCGUUGCAUCAAAGCACCGCAUGUCCCACCCAAGAAGGCCGUGUCAUACCAACCAACACUGUAACAAUCGCCUCGUUUCCUUCUCGUCCAACUUGAAACACGCUUUGCCCAACCCCUCGGACUUGCUCGAACCCCCCUCCCAUGAUUCUGAUUCAACCCCUUUCUUGCUGCAAGCUGAUGGAUGGAUGACGGGACCCAAUCAUCGGCUCCUUUUCUGGGUACCUCCCACUUCCCGACAUGCAUUUUAUACUCCUUGGACUUCAUUGGUGAUACCCACAGGAUAUCCUGAGCUUGAUUUGAGCCGCAUGGCCCAUGGAACACACUGGUCGAGUUGCCGAGAUGCGUGACUCCACGUAAAGAUUUUAUUGCAGAUAUGAUAGAACUUAACCAUUCCUCCAAAAUAGCCGAGCUACGAUCCAGAAUGGAUUGGAACUGGUUCGUCUGAAUCAUCAUUCGCGCCAGGGCCCUACGUCGCUAGGGUCUAACCUACACCCUAACCACGUGAAUGCGAGCUAGCAGAUGCUACUGGGUGUGAGAAGAGGGUCUUGGUAGAGUUGAUUCCAGCUUAUCGGCGGUCCACGAAUGGAGGAACAAGUCAAGUGACGACCCUAGGCGCAGACGAGGCAAAACACGAGUCAAAUAGAAUAGAUGGAAGGCCCGUAGCGUAGAAGCUGGUACGGAUUGUCGCAGGUAGAAUCAGUAACAUUGAGAGGAUGCGUUCUUAA
Molecule: messenger RNA, 915 nt
Organism: Suillus bovinus
Lineage: Eukaryota; Fungi; Basidiomycota; Agaricomycetes; Boletales; Suillaceae
Exons: 3
Coding region: 34-537 (167 amino acids)
Molecular function (GO): protein binding
Source: RefSeq, a predicted model, not a curated record